Messenger RNA from Trichechus manatus latirostris (Florida manatee), 6992 nucleotides. It is a transcript of the gene PCGF5, whose product is annotated as polycomb group ring finger 5. Gene Ontology annotation, biological process: regulation of transcription by RNA polymerase II; inactivation of paternal X chromosome by genomic imprinting. The coding region runs from base 790 to 1665 and encodes 291 amino acids. The record is from RefSeq and is a predicted model, not a curated record. NCBI's taxonomy places the organism in Eukaryota, Metazoa, Chordata, Mammalia, Sirenia, Trichechidae. The transcript has 10 exons. Gene Ontology annotation, cellular component: PRC1 complex.
GAAACAGAUGGGGUCUCUGUGAGUCAGAGUCAACUCAACAGGAACAGUUUGUUUUUCUGUUUAUAAAAAGAAGACACUGACAUUCUUUGUGCAGAGGACCCAGAUAUGAUUGAAUAAAAUAAACCUGGUAGCUAAACAUAAGGUGGAUUGCAGGUGUGGGGUAAUACACAAGUAGGGUGGCCUUGGAUGGAAUGGGAAAGGGCAUCAACUUGAUUUGACUACUGACUGGAUGUGGGCUACAAGAUGGAAAUGGGGAAUGUUUUGAUAGGGAAGAUAACAACUUCAGUUUUGAAUCUUUUAACUUGUAUUGGCAGGAACUCCUGAUAGAGCAGUCAAGCAGAUAGUUAAAAUGCAUCACUAGAGAGGUAAAGAUGUCAAAAAUGGAGUUAAUGGCUUUGAAUAUCAUUUGCAGAGGUGCUAGGAUUGGAUGAAUGUGUCAUUACUCUGAAUUAAAUUAUAGCAGCUUUACAAAUGAACGUUACAGUGAAGGAAAUGUUUAUUCACCUAUUCACCUAAUUUGGAACGUGUAACACUUGCAGUUAUUAUAAUGAUAUUAAUACAGUAUAAGGAAUUUGACCCUUUUUUCUCUUUUUAAAAUUAUUGUGGAAACAGAUAUGGGAAAGCAAAACCACCAGAAGGAGUGAUGAUCAGCGAUCUCAUGGUAAAUCUGGAUGUUAAUUCACAUGUCUCAGGACAUCCAGUUGGGAACGACAUACCAGCUCCUGAGAUCAGACUUUCAUCCACUUAAUACCCUUGUUUGCCUGAACUACUAAAGCCAGCUGACCACGAAUGGCUACUCAAAGGAAACACUUGGUGAAAGAUUUCAAUCCUUACAUCACCUGCUAUAUUUGUAAAGGGUAUCUGAUCAAGCCAACUACGGUGACAGAAUGCCUCCAUACCUGCCCUGGAGCUGCAUGGCCUGGGACUGGAUGCCAUCUCUGCCACCAGCCGGACAGCUGUGACCAGCCUGCUCACGCUGUCAGUAGUCAUUUGCCAAAAGAGGAUGUCUGUAAGACUUGUAUUGUCCAGCACUUUGAAGAUAGCAAUGAUUGUCCAAGGUGUGGCAACCAAGUUCAUGAGACAAAUCCAUUAGAAAUGUUGAGGUUGGAUAAUACCUUAGAAGAAAUUAUAUUUAAGCUGGUUCCUGGACUACGAGAACAAGAACUUGAGCGUGAAUCUGAAUUUUGGAAGAAAAAUAAGCCUCAAGAAAAUGGACAAGAUGAUACUUCAAAAGUUGACAAACCUAAAGUAGAUGAAGAAGGUGAUGAAAAUCAAGACGAUAAAGACUAUCACAGAAGUGACCCACAAAUUGCUAUAUGUCUAGAUUGUUUACGUAAUAAUGGACAAUCAGGGGACAAUGUAGUAAAGGGUUUAAUGAAGAAAUUCAUCCGAUGCUCUACGCGUGUAACUGUGGGAACUAUUAAAAAAUUUCUAAGUUUAAAACUAAAACUUCCAAGUUCUUACGAGUUGGAUGUGCUGUGCAAUGGUGAAAUUAUGGGAAAGGAUCAUACUAUGGAAUUCAUCUACAUGACAAGAUGGCGACUAAGAGGCGAAAACUUUCGGUGUCUGAACUGCUCAGCUUCGCAAGUCUGCCCUCAGGAUGGCCCUUUGUAUCAGUCAUACCCCAUGGUAUUGCAGUAUCGACCAAGAAUUGAUUUCGGUUAGACCAAGGGGCCUAGAUCCCACUGAGAUGAAUCCUGCACUCUUUGUUUACUCAUCGACAGAUUGCACAAAGAACAGUGUGUGGACUAGAGGGACACAACCAGAUUUUCAGCAUGCAAAUAAGGCCAUUGUCUGUCUCUCAAUUGUCAGUUGCAUCUAUGUUGUUUCUAUUAAGAGCAAACCAAGUGCCAUACUCUGCUACUGAACUGUCUGCAGAAGGUAUCUGUGCCGUCUCACACAGCGCGUCCCAUUGUUGAAGUUGGUUAGGUGUGCAGCCAUGAUUCAGCUUUCGGGAUAUUUUGCUUGCCUGUACCAAGAUUGUUCUAAUGUUUGAUUACACUAAUAAAAUGGCUCAAUCUUUGUGGUGUUGCAGUUUUCACAUACUUACUAUUUUAUUAAUUCUUGUUUAAAUGGAGUACUAUACAAGAAACUAAUAUCUUGAAAUUAUUUUGUAUGGGAAACGUAUUUAGAAAAGUGGUUUUUGAACCACUGUAUUGUUCUUGGUAAGCUUUUUGUGUACAAGAUAGUUCACUCUUGAGUGUGCAAAUCCUUUUGCAAAGAGUUCCAGUUAUUCUUUAACAUUAGAGCACAUCACGUUUGUAGACAUUUUAAGUUACCUGUCUGUGUAGCCCACCAGUUGCACAAGGAAGGCACGCUAGCCCUCCUGAUCGAAAACGCGUGUGACUUUUUGGAAAACUGAAGUGAGAUUCACAAUCAUAUGAAAUGCUGGCAGCUGAUCACAUUUACUUCUAAUAAAAUUAAUGUGUGAGUAAGGUUAAUCUUCUUUCAUGAUGCCUUAUGACAAGCGGGUGCUGCUUCAUGAAACUUCAUUGUGUAGCCCAUCUUAUGUAUACAUCAUCACAUCGUUGCUCUCAUUUACUGAAGACAUUGUCUCACUUUUUAAGUUGGCCUUAGGUGUGUGUCAUUGUGGCAUGCGGAAGGUUGUGAUGAUUUUAAAUAUUAGGAUUUUUAGAGCAGAUAACAUUAGCUAUUUUAUGGAUUUCAAAAGUCUCAAAGCAGUGGUAGAUUAAAACUGUUAGUUACCUAUCGUUAUUUCCAGACCACAUGCAUAAAAUAGAAUAAAUGCAAUAUAGUAGAUGAGUAUGCUAACCAAAAUCACUGGUUUGAGGAUAUUUCAUUGUAGAUCUGUAGUAAUCAAAGGGAAAUGAGAUUAUUGUUUUAUGUAUAAAUUCAUAAAGGUCAGAUCUGUGAUAAUGUCCUUGAUUUUGCAGUUUUGUUAAGUCUUCCAUUCAUUUUGGGAUUCAUCUGCAAGUCAAAGAAAGUAAACCUUUUAAAAUUUAUAACUGUUUUCAAAAACCUUCUUUGGAGAUAAGUUUUAAUUGCUUUGAAGCAAACAAGUUAACCUCUGAAACUUAGGAAAAAAUCUUAAAAGUUAGAAAGAGUAAUUGUUUUAGAAAUCUGACGUGAGCACAAUCUGUGUGUUACACACAUAGUUUUUAUACUGUAUACAUGGUGGAUGUGCUAUAUUUUCGAGUAAAAUGUAUCACAAAUUAAUGCCUUCGAAAUAUCAAAAUGUUUCUUAGAAAUAAAGCAUUGUACAGCUCUAAGAAACAUAUACCAAUACAGCUAAAAUUUUGAUGUAUUUCAUAAUGUAAAAGGCCAAAACUUCAUGAUUAUAUUUUCAUUGUAUCUUUUUUUUUAAGUCAAAAAGUCUGUAUUAAAGUUUUCUGUUUUUCUGAAUUUUGUCAAAAAGGUUAUGGCAAUACUUUUCCUAACUUCACUUUGUCAGAUUGUGUUUGUUCUUGGCAGGACUCACAAGGGGAUUUUAAAAGGCAGAUUUUUAACAGAUCUUUACACGCAACCAAAAACUCAGUAUACUAACUACCUAGCUACAGAAAUUAUUUUGUUAUGCUGCGAAACUCAGUUCCCUGACAUCCCUAAGAUAUUUAAUAUUUUAUUAUAAAUUUGUCACACAUAGGUCUGUGAAUAAAGAAUGUUUUACAUAUUAAAGUUAAUUAAUUUUAAUUCAGAAUGAAUUAAGAAUACAUUUUUAAAACCACGAAUAGGAAUUGGAUGUUUUUGGGUCCCCAGCCAAAACAUACAGCUUUAAAUGAGUUUUAUAUACAUUAGCUUUUUAAAUUUGGUCUGUUGCCUGAUUAUACAUAGUUGCAAUAUUUUUCCAAGGAAAUAUAUAGGAAGCGAUUAUAGAAUUGGGAAUAGUUUUAUAUAAAAUUCCUUUAUUUAAUGUUAAUGUGUUAGCAUUUUUAUUGAAAUGAAUAUGUGCCAAAACAUGUGAAAACCAUACACAGAGAAGAACAUCGAUUGUCAUUUGGGGAAAGGUACACAUUUAUAAUGGUCCUGAGCAAGUACAGUGGUACUAUUAGAACUGCUGAGCUUCCUCAGCCGACCUCUUUUGCUAUCUUCAGCUAUGACUUUCUACUACAAUAGACUACUUUCAUGUCUAGUAAUCCACUGAAUCCCCAUUAAUUAGCCGCUAAAUCAGAUUGUUGAAUUUGCAGGAAAUGAGCUAUAGAAAAAGUGUACAGGCAAUUUUUGUGGUUAACUUUAUAAAUGUAGGGUGCUUAGUAAGACAGAUUCUUUAAAUAACCCAUAGUAAAAAUCAUCCGAGUUUGUAAAAUUGGAGAAUAAAUAAAACUAAUUUUUUUCUUUAAACUGUUGUUUCUUAAGCAAUAAACUGAAAGAACGUGACUUCUGUAAAAGAUUUUGUAAUCUGUUUUUAUCUGCCUUAGAAAUCAUAGAUGUAAAAGGGUCAGUGAACUUGGGAUAUAAAAAAUGCCUGUGGUUUAUAGACAUCACUUUAAUUGAAGUAAAUCACAUCAUUUAAUAGGGAAAUCAGAAUAUGGCCUUUUCUCUAGAUGACCAAGAAGCUUUUAGGAAGAUUGAAAAUAAAACGCUUAUUGAUGAGGUAAUAGUUAUUCAUUCAGUCUGGGGUGGAGAUAACUUGAGAAGUGUCUUUUGACUACUUUUAGAAAGUAUGUUAUUUCUUUAUUCAUUGAAAAUCUAUUCCAUACUAAUAUUCCACAUUUGAUAAAUGUAAUGAGUAUGCUCAUUCAUACUACACUUUCAAAUAUAACCUAAAUUUAAGCUGAUUCUUUGAGAAAGAACUAGUUUUAUAUAGUAUUAUGAACUGUUUAGCUUUAUUGAAAAUAUUUAAGAGAAAGUGCCUCAUUGCUAAAGUGCAUUUCUGUUUUAGAUUUACUGCAUAAUUUUUUAGUUAUCUGUACCUGUCUCUUAUGAAUGGGUUUGUAUCUAAAUAAGCACUUAUAAAUUAAUCUCUUUUUAAAAGAUUUACAUAAGAAAAUAGGUAUCACCAAAGACAUUUUACUGUUAAUAACCAUGUCAGAGAAAGUUUUAACAGCUUAGAGGUUGGAAAAUUUAAUUGUAUAAAGCUAGGCAAUAACCUUGAUUGAUUGCUAAAAUAUUCACCAAAGAAAGACUUUAAACUGAAUUUUCUUGGUGAGAUCAGUCAAAUGCAGGAUUUUCUGGCAAUAAUCAGAGCACACUUUGUUUGAAGUAUGUUCAGUGUAUUUCAGCACCAUCUGACAGAUCUUGGGAAAUCCUUAACACUGAGAAAGAGAUCAACACAACAAAUAGCCUCCCUCUAGAUGAUAAUAGGGAGCCCUGGUGGUGCAGUGGUUAAGAGCUACAGCUGCUAACCAAAAGGUUGGCAGUUUGAAUCCACCAGCUGCUCCUUGGAAACCCCAUGGGGCAAUUCUACUCUGUCCUAUAGGGUCACUAUGACUCAGAAUCAACUCCCCAGCAAUGGUUUGUUUGUUUUUUUUAGAUGAUAACAAAUAGCCUCCCUCUAGAUGAUAAGUGAGUAAACUGUAUCCUUUGAAAAGAAAAUUGAAAUUGAGAUUUUAAAUUUUAAUUUGAGAAGCUUUUUAUUCCAUGGAAGCAGUAUAAACUUAAAUUGCAUUUAUUUUGUUCUUGGGUUCUUAGCUAUAUGAAAAAUUUUAUUAAAGAGAAGCUUCAUUAAAAUGUUGAUAUGCUUAUAUAGAAAAUAGUACAUCCUAUUGGACUUACGCGAAGUGCUUUUUCUGUAUUCAAAAGAAAAAUUUUACUAAGGGCCUGCCAUUUUGUUUUUCCUUCAAAAGCAACUCUGUCUUGUUUCUCGGCAAUUACUUUUAUUUUUACUAGAAUUUAUCCAUAACACCAGAUUUGGCAAAAUGGAUCACAGAACAAGAGCAUAUAUAUCAAGAGGGAGUUAUAUGCUCUCCCUAUAUGAUUCUCCUUAGGAGUCCUUGCUAUGGGCCACCUUAAAGGAAAACUCAUAAAGUCUUUCUGAUAGGUGACUAGAUAAACUUUCUUAGACAGGACAAAAAUGGAUGCAUACUCUAUUCCAUACUCUGGUUUAUCAUUAAGGAAUGUUCCCACUGGCUAAGCUUUAUGCCAGUAAGAUGUUGGUUGGUUGUAGGAACUUGAAAAAUGAAUGAAUUUGCCAUAACUUUAAUUUUCUGGAUUGGAAACAAAAAUUUGAAGUGCUGUUGUCAUUAUUUUAAGAUAGGUAUCUCUACAGUUUGGGGAGCAAUAGGAACAUAAUGUCUGCUGGGUCUGGUUUAUGAAAAAUGGAAAAACAUUACACUAUAGACAAACUUUUUUGAAGCACAAAAUAACCAGCCAUCUCUGGAUGUACUUGAUAUACCUAGGUCAGUAGUAUUUUGAUGGAAAACAUCGGAUUGAAAUGUCAUCAAACUGUACUUAAAUAUACAUUACAGGGUUUUUAUAGUUUUGUUCUUCUUAAAGCAAUGGCAUUUUCCAAUAAUUUAAAAGAGAUUCUCUUCCUAGUGUAAUAUAGUUUUCACAAAUAGUGUGUUUACUUGCUGUCCUUGUUGUAUUUUCAAAUAGAAUUAAAACAGUUGAGCAUUUCUUUUUCAGAAAGUUAUUAAAUUGAACAUAAAGAUAAUUAUUUUAAAUGCUCAUUAAAAUGUCUGUGUACAUUUACGCCCCAUUUUCUAAGAUUCAAAACAGACUGAUUUUUCAGAAAUGCUUUUUAAUUUUAAUUAUCUUUAAAUUCUGAAUCAAGUGAACACAUAUACGUUAAAUACUGGGUCUAGUCUUCUUCCAUUUUAUAGCACUUCAUGGAAUAAGAAACUAACCUAGCAUAAAUGAAGAUUAAAUAUUUCUGAAUAGUGUAGAGAUAGUAAACAGAUUUAUUUAUUCAUAUGCUUCACAUCAGUCCACUGAAGCAGGAGUUCUACACAUUAAAGAUGUAAUGGGAUCAGCCUAAAGUUGUUUGGAGUUGGUUUUCUUUUGCUAAGGAGCCCUGGUGGUGCAAUGGUUUAGCACUCGGCUGCAAACCAAAAGGUCAGCGGUUUGAACCCACCAGCCGCCCCACGGGAGAAAGA